Anguilla anguilla (European eel) is the source of this 4569-nucleotide messenger RNA. It is a transcript of the gene elovl5, whose product is annotated as ELOVL fatty acid elongase 5. The record is from RefSeq and is a predicted model, not a curated record. Bases 231 to 1121 code for a protein of 296 amino acids. Gene Ontology annotation, cellular component: endoplasmic reticulum; endoplasmic reticulum membrane. NCBI's taxonomy places the organism in Eukaryota, Metazoa, Chordata, Actinopteri, Anguilliformes, Anguillidae. The transcript is spliced from 9 exons. Gene Ontology annotation, biological process: fatty acid elongation, saturated fatty acid; sphingolipid biosynthetic process; fatty acid elongation, polyunsaturated fatty acid. Gene Ontology annotation, molecular function: fatty acid elongase activity.
AAUGGGGUGAUAUAGCAGAAUCGUUCGACCUCGAGUCUGAGAACGGUUGCUAGCAUUUUCUAUUUCUGCAUCCUCCAGUGUUGAGCUCCACUGCGUUACGUUCCACCUGGUUUCAUUUUUCAUUUCAUUUUACCCUCUUUUGUUUGUACAGAGGAGACGAAAACUAAGUCGAGCUGGUCGUUUCUCCUCUGGCAGUGGUUCCAAGGUUAUUCAUCUUCAAAGGGGAAAGGAUGGACAUGGAAAUGUUUAACCACAGGCUAAAUACAUAUAUCGAUUCAUGGAUGGGACCCAGAGAUCAGAGGGUCAGAGGCUGGCUCCUGUUGGAUGACUACCCUCCAACGUUUGCACUCACGGUAGCAUACCUGCUGAUCGUUUGGAUGGGACCAAAGUACAUGAAAAACAGACAGCCCUUCUCCUGCAGAGGUCUGCUGGUGGUCUACAACCUCGGGCUCACCCUGCUGUCCCUGUACAUGUUCUGCGAGCUGGUGAAUGGUAUGUGGCAGGGGAACUACAACUUCUUCUGCCAGGACACACACAGCGCUGGAGAGGCUGACACAAAGAUCAUAAACGUCCUCUGGUGGUACUACUUCUCCAAGCUCAUCGAGUUCAUGGACACCUUCUUCUUCAUCCUGCGGAAGAACAACCACCAGAUCACCUUCCUGCACGUGUACCACCACGCCAGCAUGCCUAGCAUCUGGUGGUUCGUCAUGAACUGGGUGCCGUGCGGACACUCGUAUUUUGGCGCCUCCCUCAACAGCUUCAUCCACGUGCUGAUGUACUCGUACUACGGCCUGUCCGCCGUCCCCGCCCUGCGGCCCUACCUCUGGUGGAAGAAGUACAUCACUCAGGGUCAGCUGAUCCAGUUUGUGAUGACCAUGAUUCAGACUAGCUGUGCUGUGGUCUGGCCUUGUGGGUUCCCUAGAGGCUGGCUGUACUUCCAGAUCAGCUACAUGGUCACGCUAAUUGCACUUUUCUCAAACUUCUACAUACAGACCUAUCAGAAGCAAGGAGCCUUCAGAAGGAAAGAGCAUCAGAACGGCUCUGCGGCGGCCAUGAACGGGCAUUCCAACGGGGUGUCGCCCGCUGAAGACCUAACGCGUAGGAAACUGAGGGUAGACUGAGACGGCACCAGCCGCCGUCCGCCUUAGAGUCAAACCUCGCUGUCUUGACACAUUAGUACACAUCUGCGUACAUUUGCUAAGAAAGCCAUGUAAAAUUUCUUGAUAAAGAGAUUAAAUUAAAAGUAUAUUAUUAUCCAAUGUAGACAAAAAAAAGCCAAAGCAAUUCUAAUCUUCAAGAGAUUCCUUUAAACAUUUUGCACAUCACAACCUGUUUAUUAUUCAUAUUGAAUUUAAAAACCGUUAUGGUUAAAGUAGAAAUAUAUUUUAGGAAAGAUUGUACAUAGACCCUAGUGACACCUGCUGCACUGAAAGAGUAGAGUACUUUCUUUUUUGAAGAGGUCGGGCUUUGUGAUAAGUUGUAGCUUGUCUAAAAGAAAACGCAAACGCUCACACGGUCGAAAAGCAGCAUGACCUUUUAUGCAAAAAGUAAUAACCAUAGUACUUCACAGAGCCUGCGCAUAAAAUACCACGCAAAAGCACUUCUUUUCUGUCUAAGUAAUAGUUUAAUACCAACAUAUCUUGAUAGACACCGUCACCACGAAUAUCUGUCUGAUGGUAGAAAGUUAUGACUGAGUCCCUGACAUUUUUUUCAUCUGUUUCUUCGGAUUGCUAAUUCUGUGUUUCUCUAGCACUAACGGUAAUUCCAUAAAACAUUUCCAUUGGUUUCCAGUUUUAUGAACCACAAACAUAAUAAGGCUGUCUACAGUAUUUUACUUAAUCUGAUGGGUGAUUUUCAGUGAGGGUUGUUUUCUGCUGCUGCCCCCUUGUGGCCCUCCAAGGAACUCUACUGUGUGAAGCCACCAGUAACAAAACGAACCUGUUAUCCUAUGACAGUGGCUUCCAAAAAAAAGAGGCUAGUAGUAACUCUAGCAAAAUUUAAAUUUUCUAUUAAAGUGUUUUAAUUAUUAUGUUUUAAGAAUAUAGUAGCUGUAAUCUAUAUGAAUGUUUACAUGAAAUGCAACAACUAUGCGCCAGUGAGAAUCAUGAAGAAAUAGAGAUUUAUGUUUUUAUUUGGGUAUCGUUGGAAUACUUUUUAACACUAUACCUUGUAAGAAGUCUGCUAACGUCCUUAAUGCACAGAUUGAUAGCACUUAAUGUAUAUUGCCAAAGCGUGGACAUUAAGUUGAUUGAGAAUGUAAAGAUUCUGAGAGAACAACGUACGGAUGAGUCUUGAUGUUGUGAAUUGUAACUUGAUUUGAAGCUUUACUCAGGAGAACUGGUUCCAUGCCAAUUACAGCUAAACCCAUAUUCAGGGCUUAAAUAUUCAAUUUAAAAUAUAUAAAAUUUGGUUUUGGGAAUGGGAUCAUUUAUGAUGAUUAUGAGGAGGAUGAUUAUUUUUUUAGUAGUGAAGUUAGUAGUACAAUUUUUACUAUGUUUUGCUGAACAAUAAAACCAUCCAAAAGGGCUGUGGCCCUUUGAGAUGAGGGACUCCAUGCAUUUCCAGACAUCUGGAGCCAUUUGUGUGGGAAAGAGUGAAACGGCCAGUCCCUUGCUACAGUAAAUGCACAGUGAGCUCUGUGAUGUUUGGGAUAGACACAUUUUUUUCUUGAUUUGGCUCUGGGCUCCACAAUAUUAGAUUUGUAAUCAAACAAUGCACAUGUGGUUCUCAGCUUUUAUAAACGGCAUUUUAUACAUUUUUGGUUUCACUAUGUAGAAAUUGCAGCAUCUUUUAUACAUAGCCUCCCCAUUUCAGGGCCCCAUAAUGUUUGGGACAUUAUAAUGUUAUGUAAAUGAAAGUAGUCAUGUUUAGUACUUUGUUGCAUAUCCUUUGCUUGCAAUGACUGCUUGAAGUUUGUGACCCGUAGACAUCAGCAAGUGCUGAGUAUCUUCUCUGGUGAUGCUCUGCCAGGCCUGUACUGCAGCGAUCUUCCACUCCCUGCUUGUUUCAGGGGCUAGGCGCCUUAGUAUUUGUCUCUUCAGCAUAUGGAACACAUCUUCAAUUGGAUUCAGAUUGUUUGGCUGACUUAGCCAGUCAAACAUUUUCCAGUUUUUGGCUUAGAAAAACGCCUUUGUCGCUCCAACAUACAACUUUAUACAUACAGAGCCAAAUCAAGAAAAAAAUAUGUCUUUGUCCCAAAAGUUAUGAAGCUCAUUUUAAUUAACAUAAUUCCAGAAGUGAAGAAUUAUCUUUCACUUGUCUUCAAUUUGCAAAUUACUGAUUUGAUUUUUAAAGAUUUUUAAGGUCACCGAUUAGCAUGUAAACAUCUCUCUUGCCUGCUCAGACUGUCUAAGACUAAGAGUAGAAAGGACAAGGGACAUUUAAUACCCACAGCUUGUUAUUGUUUGUUCCAUUUGAUUUAAAUUAUCCUAUCUCUUCACUUCUGAAUCAUUUGAAAAAGAUUUUUUUCGAGCUGAAAUUACAGUUGAAUUCUUUGCGAAUGAGAGAUCAUCAGGUGACAUCUAUGUAUCCGGGUGACGGCUGUGUAUCAAUCUCUGCAGUAACACUAAACUUUCCUGCACGAUUAGAAACGAAACAGUGAAAAUCAAUGCCAUAACCCUUCGGAACAUAUGCAAGCAAGUCACCCAAUAUUCUUAAUAUUUAAUGAAGUGGUUCUUUUUUUAGCUGUGGGCCUGGAGCAGUUUCAAAACCAGCAUAUUGUUUUUGAUUUCAUUCCUUGUUCUAAAUCCUCAUUGUUUCCAGAUGGAGAUGGAUCUCAUCUGAAACUUUCUUACUCUAAAUAGACAGGAUAGGAUCAGUUUGUUUUAUUAUACGUAUUGUCAUACUGUGUGCAUUGCUCUGUAUGAAGUAUUGCCUUAAUAGCUGUAGGCGUUCUGUGUCCACAGUCUUUUAAAAAUCAUUUAACACAUUUGUGACCGAAAAACUGAUUGUAGCUUUCAAGGGAACGGUCCUAUUUUGUUAUCGUCCACAUCGUGUGAUAUCUUGACAAAGGUCUUUGGACCAAAGCAUUAACUUAAUGAAAGCAGAGAUCAUUUAAACAAUGUAUGCAGAAAUGAGGUGUUCAUUUUGGAUCUUAUUGUCCACGUUAAGCUUAAUUAUUAACCGCGAGGCCAAAUCAGCACUGUUUGCAGUAGAAAUGUGUGUCUUUGAUUUGAUGGACAGGGUAGUGUUCCUCUGCAGCAGGCUGCAAUGCAUCAGCCCCAUCUGUACACCAGUAUGGAUUCAGAUCUCUGCUUGUGCUACAUACUUUGUAUCAAUGGCCCAAAUCUUAACCUUGUGAGCCAACCAUCACUCUGUACUGGUAAGGACGAGAUGUACAAUGGCAUAUUAUGAAUCAAAUGAAAAUAAUGUGUAUGUAGCAGAAGCACUUAUCUUUUAUCUUUUUGUCUUCAUUUUUUUCUGAGAUUAUUUUUAAAAACCCACCAGGGGUUUAAGCCUAACCAGAGCUGCACUGCAUAACAUUGUAACAGCAUUAGUAGGAACAGAUGCACCACUGUUGUACUGUUGUGAAGUCACUGGGAUUUGAAUAAAUAAAAUGCAUUAAUUGCC